Messenger RNA from Zygosaccharomyces rouxii, 726 nucleotides. It is a transcript of the gene LST7, whose product is annotated as Lst7p. Gene Ontology annotation, cellular component: cytosol. Lineage: Eukaryota; Fungi; Ascomycota; Saccharomycetes; Saccharomycetales; Saccharomycetaceae. The transcript has a single exon. Gene Ontology annotation, molecular function: GTPase activator activity. The record is from RefSeq and is a predicted model, not a curated record. The coding region runs from base 1 to 726 and encodes 241 amino acids. Gene Ontology annotation, biological process: positive regulation of GTPase activity; positive regulation of TORC1 signaling.
AUGGCAUCCAUGCUCAUUUCUUUAUCUCAUUUCUGUGAUAAACAUGGGCCAAGAAUCUUACUAGUGACGCAAGCUGCUAUUAACGGUUCUACUGGUGAUGAGUUGCUAGUUCCCACAUAUCCAACAGAUUCGUACUGUGACUCGUGUCUACUACACUUCCCAAAAUCAUCUACGAAUGAUAUAAGGUCACUAAAAAGUAAUAUUGGUAGCCAAUGCUUUGUUUCUACCCAAUACAGUUCCAUAAGGUAUCAACUGUUAACGCAUAUUAUAAGAAGAUCAUUCUCCGAAGAGACUAUGAUUUACGAUGGGAUGCCCUUGGUAUUCUACGAUGAUAUCAGAGGUUUAAAUUUAGUUAUGGGGUUCAAAUUGAACGAUGAAAAUGCUAGAGGUAAUGAGAGGAGGUACUGUAUAAUUUUCACUAUUGAUUCUAAGGAUCACAAGUCCUCAAUGAAACUAUUAUCAGAGAACUGGAAUUUUAUUACUGGAGGUUUCGAUAAAAUGAUAAAAUACAUUUGCAAUUCACAUCGACAGGAAAUUGAAAGGCAGAAUAAUGUUAACGAUGAGAGGAGUAAUUUUAAUUUACUAGGUAGAACUUAUCUAAGAGGUAAUAAAGUGAAAGUGCCGAGAAAUCUGGCGGAACUUACGCAUGAUGAGCUUUUAUUUGUUAGAUUACACAAGUGGAAUGCAUAUCUGUUGAAUUCAUGCAUGAAAAGUCGAGUUGAAUAA